Rhea pennata is the source of this 1787-nucleotide messenger RNA. It is a transcript of the gene RTN4R, whose product is annotated as reticulon 4 receptor. The record is from RefSeq and is a predicted model, not a curated record. NCBI's taxonomy places the organism in Eukaryota, Metazoa, Chordata, Aves, Rheiformes, Rheidae. The transcript has 2 exons. The coding region runs from base 218 to 1669 and encodes 483 amino acids. Gene Ontology annotation, molecular function: protein binding.
CAGGGAGGGGGAGCCUCGCCUGGAUGCUGACUCCAGCUCGGGGGCUGCUCAUUUCCCCGAUGAGCGAGGGCAUUGGCACAGGGAGAGCCCCCUCACCGUGCUCCGCCGCUCCGAGCUCGGACUGAAGUUUUGCACGAGGAUCUGCCCCGCUUUUGCAAGGAUUGUACCGCUGCCGCUCGAAUUUGCGCCUCCAGACGUGCCUUCCCCGACCCCUAAAAUGAAGAGGGCGAUAGCUGAAGGAAGCAAACUGCUGAUUUUGGUACUUUGCUUGAACAUCCAGUCAGAAGUCCAGUCUUGCCCUGGGGCGUGUGUAUGCUACAGUGAACCGAAGAUUACAAUAAGCUGUCAGCAGCAAGGACUGAUAGCAAUCCCCACUGAGAUACCCAUCCAGAGCCAGCGCAUCUUCUUGCACAACAACAGGAUAACCCUUGUGAGAUCCACCAGUUUCACCUCCUGUCGCAACAUGACAAUCCUUUGGAUCCACUCCAACAACAUAAGCCUCAUUGAGCCUGGGGCCUUUUAUGGGCUGAACAAACUGGAGGAGUUAGAUCUCAGUGACAACACGAACCUGAAAUCUAUCAACCCAAUCACUUUCCGAGGUCUUAUUCACCUCCACACCUUACAUCUGGAUCGCUGUGGGCUCCUGGAGCUCUCUACAGGGCUUUUUCGAGGGUUAUUCUCCUUGCAAUAUCUCUACCUUCAGGAUAAUAAUAUACAAAAUCUUCUGGAUGACACUUUCGUGGAUCUCGCAAACCUAACCUACCUAUUUUUGCAUGGUAACAAAAUUAAGAGCUUGUCAGAGAAUGUCUUUCGUGGGCUAAUCAACCUAGACCGACUGCUUCUGCACCAGAACAGAGUCAGCCUGGUUCACCACCGGUCUUUCCAUGACCUCGGGAAAGUAAUGACCUUGUAUCUGUUUAACAACAACCUGACCAUACUCACUGGUGAAACCAUGGCUCCCCUUGUGUCCCUCCAGUAUCUACGUUUAAAUGGCAACCAGUGGAUCUGUGACUGCCAGGCUAGGUCUCUGUGGAAUUGGUUUAAACAGUUUAAAGGAUCUUCUUCGGAGCUAGAGUGCCACCUUCCCCCCCACUUGGCAGGGAGAGACCUCAAAAGGCUGCAGAGCACUGACCUGGAAGGAUGCAUCGACUCCUUCAACCAGAUACGAACAAGUGUUUUUAGCACUAAGACCAGAUCUGGCAAACUGCCAACCGGGAACCCCCCUCUCAGUUCCCAUGACAUCUCCCCGAAGUGCUGCCAGCCAGAAAUAGAUAAAUCUUUUAUUUACGAAGCUAAAGGCAAAGCAGGUCCUUCUUCCCAUAGCAGCCGGCCAUCCUCCAACAACCCUCUGAAGGAUAAGGAGAACAUGUCCAAAACCAAAUACAUUGAGAUGAACCCGUCUAAAAAUGGCAGCAACAAGCAGAUAAAUGAUUCCCCUUUUGGGACCUUCCCCAGCAUUGUAGACCCUCCAUUGACCAAAUUGAAACCAGAAUUUCUAGAGCCUAUUGAACCUUCCACAGUCCCAACCAAAAAGAGGCAGGGCUGCUCUAAAAAGAACAAAUCAAAGGCCCAGUGCCGCCUCACCCAGCAAGGAAACAGCUCCACAUUACAGCUCAGCCUAAGCCUUUUGAUCCCCUCUUUGGUGUGGAGCUUACUGUUAUUCUGCUAAAACGAACUCUUUUCCUGGGUUGAUGACACUUUAAUACUAGACUUUUGCUGACCUCCAUAAAUGUUGCAAAUGAAAGCAAACUACCAUCCACCCUGAGAAAGCUUUGUUACACAAAAGU